Molecule: messenger RNA, 2454 nt
Organism: Rhineura floridana
Lineage: Eukaryota; Metazoa; Chordata; Lepidosauria; Squamata; Rhineuridae
Gene: DMRT3
Product: doublesex and mab-3 related transcription factor 3
Exons: 2
Coding region: 359-1810 (483 amino acids)
Biological process (GO): regulation of transcription by RNA polymerase II; male sex differentiation
Cellular component (GO): nucleus
Molecular function (GO): protein binding; RNA polymerase II cis-regulatory region sequence-specific DNA binding; DNA-binding transcription factor activity, RNA polymerase II-specific
Source: RefSeq, a predicted model, not a curated record
GCCCCCUUGGCCACUGCCUCUCCUGAGGAAAGCGGUGAAGCUAAAAAGGGCGGGAGUUGCUCCUCGCCGGGGAGGUUGAGAAGUGCCGCUUCUUCAGCGGAGGGGAGGAGCGUAGGCGGAGAGGCGGAGAAGGCGGGCGACAGACAGACAGACAGAGUGAGCAAAUAGCCAGCCAGCCAAGUUGCGCUCGAGCUCCACCGAGAAGGCGCCCAGAGUUCAACCCGGUCUACAGCGGCUUCACUUUCUGCAAAGGCUCGGCCUCUGGAGAUGCGGCUGGCGAGCGGCUAACGGCCCUAGGGGCGGCCCGAGAGCUGCGGCCCGCUCGUCCGCUCUGCCGCCCAGGCCAGCGAAGCGCGCCAUGAACGGCUACGGCUCGCCGUACUUGUACAUGGGCGGCCCGGUGGCUCAGCCGGCCCGGGCGCCUCUGCAGCGGACGCCCAAGUGCGCGCGCUGCCGCAACCACGGCGUGCUGUCCUGGCUGAAGGGCCACAAGCGCUACUGCCGCUUCAAGGACUGCACCUGCGAGAAGUGCAUCCUCAUCAUCGAGCGGCAGCGGGUCAUGGCCGCUCAGGUGGCGCUGCGCCGGCAGCAGGCCAACGAGAGCCUCGAGAGCCUCAUCCCCGACUCCCUGCGCGCUCUGCCCGCCGGACCACCUGCGCCCGCCUCGGCCGGCUCCACGCCGCCCGGGCACCCCGCAGCAGGGCCCGCGGCAGCUGCCCCCGCCCCGACAGAGGGACCCGGUGGCGCCCCUAAUCGUCCCCCGAUGGAGCUGGCCGCAGCAGCCGCCCUCCGAUGGGCUUCCGAGCAGCCCACCACGGUCCUGCCACCGCAGUUGUCCAAAGCAGACAUGACCGAAGAACGACUGGGUGACACCAGCGGAGCAGACAGUGCUGAGACCUAUAGUGACAAAGACACUGACCAAAGGAGUACCCCAGAUUUGACAAAGCCCAAGAGCAGUUUCACUCCUGAGAGCCCAGAGAUUGUGUCUGUGGAUGAAGGAGGUUAUGCCAUCCAGAAAAACAGUGGGAGCACCGACAGCAGGCCUGAGAGCCCCAAAUACCAAUUGGAGCAAAACCACCUCCUGAUCGAAGGUCCAUCGGGGACAGUUUCUCUUCCUUUUGGCUUGAAAGCCAACCGGCCACCCCUUGAAGUGUUAAAAAAAAUCUUCCCCAACCAAAAGCCAACCGUGCUAGAAUUAAUCUUGAAGGGCUGUGGGGGUGACCUGGUGAGUGCUGUUGAGGUCCUUCUGUCAAGCAGGUCCUCAAUAGCUGGGGGAGACAGAACUUCUGCAGAAUCGGAAGGUCUGGUUUUGCCUUCAAAUGGUCACCUGUUUGAACACACUCUGAGUUCCUAUCCCAUUUCUUCCUCAAAGUGGUCUGUAGGGUCUGCCUUUAGAGUCCCAGACACACUGAGGUUUUCUGCUGACACUAGUAAUGUUGUGCCAAAUCCAUUGGCUGUCCCCUUACAGCAUCCAUUCCCACAGCCACCUCGGUACCCACUGAUGUUGAGAAAUACUUUGGCAAGAAACCAGCCCAGUCCAUUUCUACCCAAUGAUGUUACUUUGUGGAACACCAUGACACUGCAGCAGCAGUACCAGCUGAGGUCUCAGUACGUCAGCCCUUUCUCCACUAAUUCCACCAGUGUCUUCCGAAGUUCUCCUGUGCUUCCUACACGCCCAUCAGAAGAUCCUAGAAUUUCCAUCCCUGAUGAUGGAUGCCCAAUUGUGUCAAAACAGCCUAUUUAUACAGAAGAUGACUAUGAUGAAAGAUCUGACUCUUCAGACUCUAGAAUACUAAACACAUCUUCCUAGAAUGACAAUUCACAGUGAUAUUUUGCAAUGUGGCAGAAAAAUAAGGAAUUAUGAUCCGUGUAACUGUAUUUUUAAAAAGUGACUCUGCUUGUUAUUAUCCUUUAGCAAUAAGACAUAACUUAUUUUAUUUCUUGCACUUCACUGGAAAAUGCCAAAUAGCUACUACUUCAUGGCUUUAGUGCUGAAUGUUUGUUACAGAAGAAAGAUUAAUUUUAAGCAUAGUUGUGAGAAACCUGGGACUGUGGAACAUUUUAGAGUGGAACAAUUGGGAAUGUUGAUAUUGUACUUGAAUGCAGUGUUCAAAAAAGAGGACUCCUCAGGAUAUAAGAUAUUAAAAGCAAAUAAUUCACUAGCAAGUGGACUGAAUGGGGACCUUGUUGACAAUAAUCAUCCUUGGGUUAAAACCAAGUGCUGUGAAAGACUAAGAGUGAACCAUUUCCAUGCUUGGACACUUUUUGGAGAUACCUUAAACACUAUUCACAUGGCUAGAUGGAAACAUGUAUAACAUAAAUGUAAAGUCAAAUGCAGCUGUGAAUUGCAUGAAAAUGUAUUGUGAAAAAUGAAUACAUGAUUAAACAUUUGUCGGGUUAAUGUAGCAUGCUAAGGACUCUAGGGGCAAAAAUAAACUUGGAUGAUGAUCUUGG